This is a messenger RNA of Zychaea mexicana, 879 nucleotides long. Its product is annotated as anticodon-binding protein. Gene Ontology annotation, biological process: rRNA processing. Bases 1 to 879 code for a protein of 292 amino acids. The record is from RefSeq and is a predicted model, not a curated record. Gene Ontology annotation, molecular function: snoRNA binding; rRNA primary transcript binding. Gene Ontology annotation, cellular component: Mpp10 complex; small-subunit processome; nucleolus. Lineage: Eukaryota; Fungi; Mucoromycota; Mucoromycetes; Mucorales; Lichtheimiaceae. The transcript has 9 exons.
AUGGUGAGCUUCGACUUCCUCACGAUUCGAAGAAACACCCGCUUACGACGGGAAUACCUUUAUCGAAAAUCGCUUGAAAGCAAAGAACGGGCAAUCUAUGAGCGCAAAGAACAGAUCAAACAGGCGAUCGAAGAUGGAAAACCCGUACCCACCGAACUUCGAAAUAUGAGUAAAGAACUAAAACAAGAUCUACCUUUCGAUCAGGCACAAGAUGCGCCCACUACACAUGCCGAUGACGAAUAUGCCCGUGCUGGUGUCUUCGAUCCCAAAGUCGUAAUCACAACUUCAAGAGAUCCAAGCAGUCGGUUACAGCAAUUCUCUAAAGAAAUGCGUCUCGUUUUCCCCAAUUCACAGCGUAUCAAUCGUGGUGGUCACGUUAUUAAGGAUAUUGUUGAGCUAUGCAGAAACAACGAAGUAACAGAUUUAAUUAUUCUACACGAACAUCGAGGAAAACCGGACGGUAUGGUGGUUUGUCAUUUUCCUUAUGGCCCGACUACAUAUUUCUCAUUGCAUAAUGUCGUUCUUCGACAUGAUAUCAAAGACCAAGGCACAGUAUCCGAAGCGUUCCCUCAUCUUAUUUUCGACAACUUCAAUUCACGACUGGGCCAACGUGUCACAAACAUCUUGAAAUACUUAUUCCCGGUACCAAAAGAAGACACUAAGCGUGUAAUGACAUUUGCCAAUCAACAAGAUUUUAUUUCCUUCAGACAUCACGUAUAUGUGAAAGCGGGCAAUACAGUGGAAUUGGCAGAAGUUGGACCGCGUUUUGAGAUGAGAGUAUAUGAGAUCAGAUUGGGUACUGUGGAUCUGACGGAAGCAGAUGUAGAGUGGCAGUUGGCAUCAUUUACACGAACAGCAGGACGACGGACCGAACUGUAG